This is a messenger RNA of Drosophila subobscura, 1410 nucleotides long. It is a transcript of the gene Gr28b, whose product is annotated as putative gustatory receptor 28b. The record is from RefSeq and is a predicted model, not a curated record. The transcript has 3 exons. Lineage: Eukaryota; Metazoa; Arthropoda; Insecta; Diptera; Drosophilidae. Gene Ontology annotation, biological process: sensory perception of taste. Gene Ontology annotation, cellular component: dendrite; axon; membrane. The coding region runs from base 1 to 1410 and encodes 469 amino acids.
AUGGAAGUGGCCAAGGAUACGGAUACGGUGGAGAUAGAGGUCGAGUCCGGCGGUCUGUGCCAGCCGUUGCGCCGUCGCGUGCGUCGCUUCCUCUCCGCCAAGCAGCUCUACGAGUGUCUGCAUCCACUCUUCCAUGUAACCUACUGGCACGGCCUCACAUGCUUCUACAUCAGCAGCGACGCUGCCACAGGCCGCAAGGACAUCAAGAAGACCCUUUUCGGCUUUGUCAAUGGCAUCAUGCACAUCACCGUCUACACGAUCUGCUACAGCCUCACGAUCUUCAACAACUGCGAGUCCAUUGCCAGCUACUUCUUCCGUUCGCGCAUCACCUACUUCGGCGACAUGAUGCAGAUUGUCAGCGGCUUCAUUGGCGUCACUGUCAUCUACCUCACGGCCAUCAUACCCAACCAUCGACUGGAGCGUUGCCUGCAGAAAUUCCACACCAUGGACGUGCAGCUGCAGACCGUCGGCAUCAAAAUCAUGUACAGCAAAGUGCUUCGCUUCAGCUACAUGAUUCUGUUCUCCAUGUUCAUGGUCAACUUUUGCUUCACCUGUGGCACCUUCUCCGUGCUGUACUCCUCGCUGGUGGCACCCAGCAUGGCUCUGCACUUUACCUUUCUCAUUCAGCACACAGUCAUCUCCAUAGCCAUUGCUGUAUUCAGUUGCUUCACGUACUUGGUGGAGAUGCGUCUGGUGAUGGUAAAUAAGGUGCUGAAGAACCUCUCCCAUCAGUGGGACUCUCGCAGCCUGAAGGCGGUGGCCCAGAAGCAACGCUCCCUGCAAUGCCUCGACUCCUUUUCCAUGUACACAAUCGUGACCAAGGACCCGGCAGAGAUUAUACAGGAAUCCAUGGAGAUCCAUCACCUGAUUUGCGAAGCUGCCGCCACGGCCAACAAAUACUUCACCUACCAACUGCUGACCAUCAUUUCCAUUGCCUUUCUGAUCAUCGUCUUCGAUGCUUACUACGUGCUGGAGACGCUGCUGGGCAAAUCGAAGCGCGAAAGCAAAUUCAAAACGGUGGAAUUCGUCACUUUCUUCUCGUGUCAAAUGAUACUCUACUUGAUUGCCAUCAUCUCGAUUGUGGAGGGCAGCAAUCGGGCCAUCAAGAAGAGCGAGAAGACGGGCGGCAUAGUCCAUUCGCUGAUGAACAAGACCAAGUGCCCGGAGGUGAAGGCAAAGCUGCAGCAAUUUUCCAUGCAGCUAAUGCACUUGAAAAUCAACUUCACAGCCGCUGGACUCUUUAAUAUCGAUAGAACUUUAUACUUUACGAUCAGUGGCGCGCUGACCACGUACCUCAUCAUCCUGCUGCAGUUCACAUCGAAUUCCCCCAGCAAUGCGAAUGCCAAUGGCAAUGGGAAUUACUAUCCCUGUUGCGAGACACUCACUAAUAUAACGAAUCACACAAAUUAG